This is a messenger RNA of Huiozyma naganishii CBS 8797, 663 nucleotides long. It is a transcript of the gene HTC1, whose product is annotated as Htc1p. The record is from RefSeq and is a predicted model, not a curated record. The transcript has a single exon. NCBI's taxonomy places the organism in Eukaryota, Fungi, Ascomycota, Saccharomycetes, Saccharomycetales, Saccharomycetaceae. Gene Ontology annotation, cellular component: cytoplasm. Gene Ontology annotation, biological process: N-acetylglucosamine metabolic process. The coding region runs from base 1 to 663 and encodes 220 amino acids.
AUGUCCGAGAAAAGCUUGCUACUGUCUAACAUUGCUACUGAACGCAUCACUUGGGGGGAGAUUAAACAGAUUAUCGGAAGCAGACAAUUGCACAAGCUUAGACGGUCGAAGGAUGAGGCACUGAAGUACCAGGCACACAAGGAUAACCUGGCAGCCAAGCAUGUUUCCAUGCCCGAAUACCUUCUGAAUCAUCACCAUUGGGACGCCGCUGAACUAGCCGAGUUGAACGAGGAAAAGUACCCAACAGACGAGCAAAAAACUGAGCACCUAUUCGAGGACAACAGCCUCUACAAAGUUACCAAGAACGACUUCCCUUACUUCUACGAACUGAGCGUGCUUCACUUGCUCGUGUGGUCGAAGAUUGAGAUGCCCGUGUACGCCAACGACAACACGGCCAACGACACAUCCUUCACCAUCACAAACAAGUUCCCAGACGCGAACGAGGCUGUGGUCAACAGAAUCGACCAGUUUUUAGCGAAGACCCUCCACAGCAAAUACGGCAUGGAGAAGGGUCGCGACUACGUUUGGUUUGUCAAUUACUCCCACUUACAAAGCGUAAGGGCCAUCUCGCACUUACAUUUGCUCAUCAAGGGCAAAGACGAAGCGGCAAAGGAGCAGAUUACAAGAGAGUUGCUAGAACAGAACGCGUUCAAACCCCUGUGA